AUGGCUGCGCUAGGGCCGGCCUUUGCUGACCAUCUGGCGCAGCGUGCGCCGAUACCUCUCCCUGUCCCGACAAAGGUCAACGACCUGAUGCUCCCUCCGCCAGCACCUCCACCACAAGGCCUUCCUCCCGUUGAAAACCGCCCGCCAGCCGAUACUGCCGCCGAUGGGCCGUUUACAAUCCAGACCGUUGCCGCUGCGGCAGGUCUUCCUCCAGUACCGACGUCACCCGGGGGUAACGGCAAUGGCGUCACGGUCGUCCAAGUGACCACGACACCAUCAGCGGCAUCGCCGCCACAACCUACGGCUCCAGACAGCAGUGCGGCCCAGAAGGAAGGCAGUGAGAAGGGCCCUGGCCAGUCGGACGGCUCUGGCGACUGCCGGCUCAUGGGACCCUUUGCAAUUUUUGUUCAACUUGGCCUGGGUGGACUGGCGCUUAUGUCCCUCGUGUACAAGCGCUGGCGCGAGCGGCCGCAGCGGCCGCUGAAGAUCUGGUUCUUUGACGCGUCAAAGCAGGUGUUCGGGUCCGUGCUGGUGCACAUGGCCAACGUCUUCAUGUCGUUGCUUACGUCGGGCCGCUUCUCUAUCAAAGUGACACCUGGCGUUGUAUCCACUGCGGCGAUGCUCCUGCGGCGAGACGACGACAGUGGCAGCGUGCCGUACACGCCAAACCCGUGUUCCUUUUACCUCCUCAACCUCGCCAUUGAUACGACUCUCGGCAUCCCCAUUCUCAUCUUUCUCCUUCGCCUCGUCACAGCCCUUGUUUCGUACACACCACUGGGCCAGCCACCCGAGUCCAUCCAGUCGGGUAACUACGGCCGGCCGCCCAACGCGUGGUGGUGGUUGAAACAGAGCAUUCUAUACUUCUGCGGCCUGUUUGGCAUGAAAAUCUGCGUGCUUAUUAUCUUCAUCGUUAUGCCAUGGAUCUCCCACGUUGGCGACUGGGCGCUGGGUUGGACGGACGGCAACGAACAGCUGCAGAUCAUCUUUGUCAUGAUGCUGUUCCCGCUCAUUAUGAACGCCCUGCAGUACUACAUAAUCGACAGCUUCAUCAAGGACCAAACAACGGCGACAGAUUCUGGUUCGGGCCCCGACCGUGUCGGUCUAUACGACCACUUGUCGGAUAGCGCCGACGAUGAGGGCUCUGACACCGACGGCGGUGACUCGGAUGACGACGUCUACACAGGCAGCAACACCGACAGCAGCAACAGCCUCGAAGGCGGACGGCGGCAGGCUGACGAAGUGACGUCACGCAAGCGUGCGGACAGCCUCCUGGUGCCGUCACGCAAUGGUACGUCUCGGACAACCAAGUCGAGCAAAAAGGCACGUGCUGUUACGGCUACUGUUGUUUCUGAUCCGGAGUAUGACCCGGCAGUCGAUGGCGAUAGCCCGACAAUAAUCGGCAGCAGCUCUAGCCAACGCGCGUCGAACGCACCUAUUCCCAAGGCGAUGUAG
Molecule: messenger RNA, 1452 nt
Organism: Sporothrix brasiliensis 5110
Lineage: Eukaryota; Fungi; Ascomycota; Sordariomycetes; Ophiostomatales; Ophiostomataceae
Exons: 2
Coding region: 1-1452 (483 amino acids)
Cellular component (GO): membrane
Source: RefSeq, a predicted model, not a curated record